AUUUAACACAAAAUGUGUCUGCAACAUUGGCAGCGCUGAGCUGGACAUGGACCGCAUUGGAGUAGUAGUGAUAUUUCAGGGGGAUUUGCGAAAACUCAGCGUCAGGAGCUGCCUGUGGAUUUUCCUGAGCUCUGCGUUUCUCCAGUUUGCCUUUCCAGUUUCCACACUUUUGCGCAAAGCGGAAAAGCGCGUUUCAGUGUCGCUGUCAAACUGUUAUUUCCUUAAAAUACUGCAUAUUUAAUGCGUCUGCGUAUUUCCUGAUUUUUGUUAUGUAUCCGAUAAAAAAACAAUGAAUAUGCAAAAAAAUGUAUAUACGGCAAAAACGUCUCUCUGGCUCUUUAAGUGGGCUGCCCGCUGGAGCAUCUGCUGAUGGUUUGUAUGCGAAUCCGCCUGCGCCGAUCGCCCUGCGCCCCGGUCCGUCCGAUUGGGUCGCGGCGAGGCGUAGCUCCAGCCCCCUCUCGCUAACGAUGCUGCAGCCUGUCACACAGAGAGCACAUUAGGAUGGCUGGAUGCCGGGAAAAGUUCAAAUUUCGCCCUCAAAAAUAAGGAUCGCUGUUUCUGACCAGCCAGUUUUAGGAGACAGCAUUUGAUCCAAAUGCUGUUGUGGUUUCAGCAGAAGAUUUUAAAAUAAGCCAGUUCAUGCGGAAAGCGCCGAUGGCAUGCCGUCACUGUUCGCUGUCGCACCAGACAGUCGCGGCAUCUCCCGGAUCGCCGGAGUGGGGCUGCGCCCCUGGCGCUGCCUUCUGCUGACCCCGGCAACCGAAAUCCAGAUAAGCGGGGACCCUGCGGGCGGAGUGCGGCCCCAUUACGUUGCUGCAGAGCAGCUCUGCUGAAGAAUAUGUCGUUGAUGGGAAGAUCGACUUCAGAUAGUAUCGGGCCCCUAGGCGGCCUCCCGGCGGACAGCUGGAUGUCUCACCUGCCGUCUGCGCUGUGGGACAUGCCUCUCUGCAACUUGGCUAUCCCAGGUAGCCACAACACAAUAACUUACUGUCUGGAUAAAAACGACAGGUCUCCAGUCGACCUGGCACAGCCCGAUGUUCUUCAGACGCUGGACAAGUACAUGAAACCCCUGAUUCGCCCAUUUGUGUACAGGUGGGCGAUGGCGCAGGAAACCAGUGUGAAGGAGCAGCUGGAUUGUGGGGUGAGGUACUGUGACCUCAGGAUCGCUCGGCGACCCAACGACAGCUCGACGCACCUGUACUUCUACCACGGCGUCUACACCACAGUGACUGUAGAGGCUGUCCUGAAGGAGAUCAGAGAGUGGCUGGACAUGCAUCCUAAGGAGGUGGUCAUCUUGUCCUUCAGUCACUUCCUGGAGCUCAACCUGGACUUUCACAACCUUCUGAUUCAGACCAUAAAAGACGUGUUUGUCUCAAAACUGUGCCCAAAAACGGAACCCAUAACUCUGCGGAACCUCUGGCAGCUGGGUUACCAGGUGAUCGUCUCCUACGAGCACAACAUUAAAAACGUACACAAUGAGCUCUGGUCCCACAUCCCCUACUGGUGGGCCAACAAGUGCAAAGCAGAAGCUCUAAUUGAGGAGUUUGAGAAGCGAAGGAAACAGCAGGAUCGCCCAGGGGGCUUCUAUGUAACCGGCAUUAACCUCACAGAAGACCUGAAGUACAUCUUCUCGCACCCUACUGAGUCCUUGAAGGACCUGGUGAUGUCCACCUACCCGGUGCUGCUGGAGUGGGUCAAGGGCUUAUGUCCUGGGUCCAAUCCUGGCUCCAUCAACAUCAUAGCAGGGGACUUUGUGACAGAGAGUCACCUGGUGCCAACAGUCAUUGCACUGAAUGAGAAACUGCUCAACCGGAUUUAAUGGCCAGGCUGUUCUGAAUCAUUCAGUGUUUCCAUCUGUCAAUAAACAUUUAGUGUAUCCUUUAAAGAUCAAAUCCAAAUAGGACACAUAAGAUGCCCCCCCAAAAGUCAUGGGAUGGAUUGCAAAUUGAAGCAAGGCCACGACCGUCUUCUAGAGUGCAGAUUUCGAACACCCACCACAAUGACAUACAUUGUCUGUGCUCAGUUACAUGCUAAUGGGAAUGAUUGGCUGUUCAUAACUAAUGGAACUCCAUGACUUUUGAUAGGCUUACAGAUUUGCAGGACAAGGUUUUGCUGACAGAUUUUGCACAGGGCACACAUAAGAUUAAAGUAAUGUAUGACAACGCACAAGACAGUGUUAUGAAGCACAAAUGCAUAUUUAGGAAGUGUUGCUGGGUGUUAAUGGCAUGAAUCAUAUUUAAAACCUUAGUAACGCAUAUUCUGAACAAAACUAAGAUUCCUCUUCUUAACAUACCUACAGGAAAAAUAAAUUUAAGCAUCCAACUAGCUAAAGAAUAUAUAUCAACUUAAAACUCGUGGAAAAAUUGGUUAAAUUUUGGCUUUGGCAGAUAUUUAGGUUAUAAAUCCUUGCAUGAAAAUACAGUCUUAUCCUUGUAACAACACAGUAAAUAUCCACUGCAUACUGCCUAGGUUAAUAAAGCAUGUCUAGUUUAUUCAUUUCGUACAAAUAAUUUUAGGGUAGGGUAUGAUUGACCGCCGUCUGUUAUGGUCAGGACUGCAGGAUCUACACGUGACCCCUGACGUACUUGAAUAUAGUUUGGGUCUGAGGUGUUGAGAGACCGUUUUUAGAACUACUGUCUGUAAGUAGGUUUUUUAAUGUUGUUAUACUGCGCGAAGUGUUUGCGGUCUGGUGAUUUGGCGACGCUAAUGUGUGGGUCGUUAGAGUGGGCUGUUGUUUUUCGGCGCCCUGAAAUAAUUAAGGUAAGCACAUUUGUACUGGUCUCUACCGCAAACAUUAUUUUUAUGAUGUUCUGCUCAUUUGAUAGGAAAAUGAAAGCGUGCAAUUAAUAGUUUCUCAGAUCAUCCCAGGCUAACUAUUAGCCAUACCUGACUAACUGAAGCCUGCAAAAACAAACUACGUGUUUCUCAACCAAAAAACGAAUUGCAAUAUCAAUUUUCUAAUUUUCCUGUGCGUGCUGGAUUGUAUAUUGUAUUUCAGCAAGCCUCCGUAGUUAAUUGGGUCUAUCUGAAUAAAACAUAAAUGUGAUGAUACUUUUUUUAUUUUUAAGGAGGUAUGUUUGUAGAUGCACAAAUAACACUUGAGUUUUGGUUCUUUAGAAAUGCAUUAUAAAAUUAAUUUGUAUUUAAAUGUUUUUGUCUAAAUCUAUUUGACUAGACCCUCCGAGGGUGGUGUCCUUUUCAUGCGUCUUAGGGUACGAUGCUGACAGUGCAUCUAAGGUCCAUACACAUCAACGCGCUCACCCACUGGGGGUAAUUCAGCGUCGUCGGUCAGCCUAAAUGCGCGUUUUUGGACGUCACAGGAAGAACACUGCCCGCUGAGCCGCUCCCGAAGCAAUGUCUAAAAACACACAGCACUGGAAUUUUUUCAUUAUUCACCAACCUUACAUUUUAGCCAUUUCGUUUAUAUUUAUUGCAAUGCUCUCUUGAAAUAAUUUAUGUUUUAACUAUAAUAAAUGCACUAAAGUCUUACGAAUGAUCACUGAAUGGUUACGUAUCAUCUGCAGUGAAUGUGCCUUUUUCUAGUGUUGCAA
Molecule: messenger RNA, 3551 nt
Organism: Brienomyrus brachyistius
Lineage: Eukaryota; Metazoa; Chordata; Actinopteri; Osteoglossiformes; Mormyridae
Gene: plcxd1.1
Product: phosphatidylinositol-specific phospholipase C, X domain containing 1
Exons: 7
Coding region: 839-1819 (326 amino acids)
Biological process (GO): lipid metabolic process
Molecular function (GO): phosphoric diester hydrolase activity
Source: RefSeq, a predicted model, not a curated record